Molecule: messenger RNA, 888 nt
Organism: Durusdinium trenchii
Lineage: Eukaryota; Dinophyceae; Suessiales; Symbiodiniaceae
Source: the annotation of a GenBank genome assembly
CAAAAAUUCAAGACGCGUUGUCAACAUGUUUAAAGACGCCAUGAACCUGGUCACUGCAAAAAGCUCGGCUUUUUGGCGGCUCGAAGCAGUAUUGUCUCUCGGGCAAGUGCUGGUGGCAGGGAAAGAAAUUCAGUUGCGUUUGGCCCUGUCGCCUCUACUCUCAGCACAAAUGGACGGUUGGCAAUGGGCCAGGCAGGCCGCUGAAUUUUUGCUUGCUAAGGUUCAAAACUUUCAGAAGCACGACGCUGCCUUUCAGGAGAAGGAGGAAUAUUCGCCCGUUGUCACCCACAAGCAGCUGCUGCAGACAUUAAGGACCUUUGAUCCCCUCAUUACCAACCAGCAGCUGGAAUGGGUCCUUGGGAAGGAGCACACAUCAGGAAGCUCGUUAGUAUCCCUCGAGGAACUUUGGGCCGAUCUUCAGGAAGGCGACUUUGAGGUCGAUCCGGUAGAGUUAUCCUUCGACAUGUUGAGCGAUCAGAACCAAGAGUUCUUGGACCUUGAGAAGGUCCGAGAGGCCCUCACACAGAGUGGAAUCAGUGGCUUAACGGACGAGAUCAUGUCGAAAGCAAUCAGAAGGAUACGAGAUUUGGCUCGCGAAAAUGUCAGGGACGCAAGAGGGAAGAAGAAAGAGGAAGUUGACUUCCGUGACUACAGGACCCCUUCGUGCGGCAGGUCCGGGUGGAGUUGAGACGACCUAUCUUUGACCAGAGCGGGUCGAUUGUGAUCACAAUUUAGCGAUGGCCUCCAACCUAAUAGCAAAAGGAACCUAGUAGGAAUGGCCUCCAACCUAAGAGCGAUGGCCUCCAACCUAGAAGCGAUAGCCUCCAACCUAAUAGCGAUGGCCUCCAACUACUUGCACCAUUUCACAGAAAAGUCUGUGGAUGUUUC